This is a messenger RNA of Fomitiporia mediterranea MF3/22, 1602 nucleotides long. RefSeq names its product cytochrome P450. The record is from RefSeq and is a predicted model, not a curated record. Lineage: Eukaryota; Fungi; Basidiomycota; Agaricomycetes; Hymenochaetales; Hymenochaetaceae. The coding region runs from base 1 to 1602 and encodes 533 amino acids. The transcript has 11 exons. Gene Ontology annotation, molecular function: monooxygenase activity; oxidoreductase activity, acting on paired donors, with incorporation or reduction of molecular oxygen; heme binding.
AUGACUCUCGCUUCCAGCUCGCCGUCCAGUAUGGUGUCUUCAGUAUUUGCAUCGCACUUCAGCGACGAGGAUUUCCUUCGUCAAAACGCAGCCUAUGUCGUAGCAGGCAUUUGCGUCUUACUCGUGUCCAUCACCCAAUUCCUGAAGUCUAAGAAGCCAGCGGUUGAUGUGCCAUUGGAAUGUGCCUCUGGUGGUAUUAUUUCCCCUUACCAAGGUGCACAGGAGUUCCUUAAGAGCGGGAGGAGCAUCUUACUGGAUGCUUACAAGAAGUAUGGUCGUGGAACAUUCCAAAUACCUGAGACGAGCUGGUAUACUGUGGUUAUACAACGGCCCGAUAUUAUUGAACAGGUCAGGAGAGCCCCUGAUGACAAGAUGUCUUUUGAAGAGGCGAACGCUGAGGAAUUUCCUAAGACCUUUGCGCUUCAUCUUGUUUUUGGAGGACCACCAGGAAACGUGCCUGUCGUCACCCAUGUCGUGCAAAACCGUUUGACCCGGGCUCUUGCCACAGUUUUCGAUGAUGUCCUAGACGAAAUCUCAGUUGCAUUUCGUGACAAUGUCCCGGCGACCACUAAAGAUUGGGUGGCUGUAGAUGGGAUGAGUGUCAUGAGGAACGUCGUAUGCAGAACAAGCAACAGAAUUUUCGUCGGCGCUCCUCUCUGCAGGAAUGCAGACUAUAUUGAUCUGAACAUUAAUUUAACAAUUGACAUUGCGAUGACCGUGGAUAAGAUCAACAAGGCCGCAAGGCCCUUCCGUCCGAUUGUUGCGAAAAUCCACGGCCCGAUGCCGAAGGCCCUCGCUCGUGGGAUGAGACACCUUCGUCCAAUACUGGAAGAGAGAUUCAGAAUGUACGAUCAAUACGGUGAAAAUUGGUCUGGGAAGCCGGACGACAUGAUUACCUGGGUCAUCGAAGAACUACCGAAGAAUAUGAACCGCAAUGUGACAGAGAUUACCCGGAUACUGCUUGGUAUUAAUUUUGCGGCAAUUCACACGUCCUCUAAUAGUUUCACUCACGCCCUAUACCAUCUUGCUGCUGAGCCGAAAUACGCUAAACCUCUGCGUGAAGAGGUUCAGAAAGUAAUUGCCGAAGAAGGAUGGACAAAACUCGCGAUGACGAAAAUGUGGCAACUUGACAGCUUCAUGAAGGAAAGUCAACGCUUCAACGGAGUGGGACUUAUGUCGUUACAGCGGAAAGUCAUGUCCGACUCAGGCUUCACAUUGUCGGACGGCACGUUUUUACCCAAGGGAACGCUACUUGCCGCAAAUGCGGAAGGUUUGCAUCGCGACAACUCGAUCUACCCGGACGCAGACAAAUUCGAUGGAUUCCGAUUCUCAAGGAUUCGCAAUGAAAGUGAGGGAGAUCAUGUCAAGCAUCAAAUGGUGAACACAAAUGCAGAAUACUUGGCUUUCGGGCAUGGCCGCCAUGCCUGCCCUGGAAGAUUCUUCGCUGUCAAUGAGUUGAAGGCAAUGAUGGCAUUUAUCGUUCUGAACUAUGACGUGAAGUUUGAGAAUGACGGCGCUCGGCCAGAUAAUAUGUACUUUGGGAAGAAUGUGAUACCUAACCCGAUGGCCAAGGUGCUGAUUAGGAAGCGUGUAGAUGUCUAG